Vombatus ursinus (common wombat) is the source of this 474-nucleotide messenger RNA. Its product is annotated as lysozyme C-like. NCBI's taxonomy places the organism in Eukaryota, Metazoa, Chordata, Mammalia, Diprotodontia, Vombatidae. The coding region runs from base 1 to 474 and encodes 157 amino acids. Gene Ontology annotation, molecular function: lysozyme activity. The record is from RefSeq and is a predicted model, not a curated record. Gene Ontology annotation, biological process: defense response to Gram-negative bacterium; defense response to Gram-positive bacterium. The transcript is spliced from 4 exons.
AUGAAGGUAGUCCUUCAUCUAGGGUUCAUUUUCCUCACCAAGGCCGUCCAUGGUAAGAAAAUGGAAAGGUGUGAAUUUGUAAAAAGAAUACAUCAGCUACAUGUGGAUAAACUCCAUGAUUUUUUCCUGAUCUCCUGGGUGUGCUUGGUAGAAGCAUUGAGUAAUUUGAACACCACAGCUACACACUACAGCCCUAAAGAUCAAAGCACCGAUUAUGGGAUAUUUCAGAUCAAUAGUCGCUACUGGUGUGAUGAUGGCAAGACACCAAAUUCAUUGAAUAGGUGUGGAGUCAAUUGCUCAGAACUUCUGGAAGAUGACCUCGUUAAAGCAGUAAACUGUGCAGUGAAGGUUGGAGGUUUACUGGCAUGUCCUUUGCUAAGAAGCUGCAGUAUUCAUUCUGGUCACCAGAGGGGGCUGAAGGAGAAGAUGUUGAGGCUACACUGCCCACACUCUAGUCAUACUCAAAGCAGCUAG